AUGUUCUUAUGGGCCUUGUGGACUAAUAGAAAUGCGGCUUUGUGGGAGGAGAAACCACGAUUGCCAACAGAUAUAGCGAUUGCCACGAUGGGAUGGUUCAAUGAAUACAAACUUGUACACGCCUCAUCUAUUCUAGGAAUGAAGGUGAUUCAAAGGUGGACUAGUCCGGCUAAGCAUGUUUUGAAAUGCAAUAUUGAUGGGAGCUAUAGUUAUCAUCAGAGGAAAGAUGGAGUGGCAUGUGUCCUUCGUGAUCAUAAGGGAGACUUUCGGGCUGCUCUGAUGAAGGUGGUACAUAAUGCCAAUUCCGCGUUCCAGGUUGAGCUUUUAGCCUUACAAGGUGCAGUCCAGUUCGCUAUAUCACUGCACCAUGAACAGGUACAGUUUGAAUUUGAUUGUUUACAACUGGUCCAAACUAUCAAUGCGGAGGAUGAAGAUGCUUCAAUCUGUGGUUAUGUUGUAGAUGAAGUCAGAGCAAUGUUUAGCAAUUAUCCUAUGUUUUCUCUAGCUCAUGUUAAGUGUCGAGCAAACAAUGUGUCUCAUAAUCUUGCUUGUGCGACUCUUCAUUCAGAGCUCUCUCAUUCUUGGUUCUUGUAUGCUCUCGAAUUUAUAAGGGAUGUCAUCUUAAGCGAUAUUCAUCACUAA
Molecule: messenger RNA, 642 nt
Organism: Rosa chinensis
Lineage: Eukaryota; Viridiplantae; Streptophyta; Magnoliopsida; Rosales; Rosaceae
Exons: 1
Coding region: 1-642 (213 amino acids)
Molecular function (GO): nucleic acid binding; RNA-DNA hybrid ribonuclease activity
Source: RefSeq, a predicted model, not a curated record